GCAGCCCACUCAAAACCUGCUUCUGUGUUUAAUUAAGGUUUUGCCAAAACCUCCAUUGACGAAGGAAGGAAGGAGCAAAAAUGGCUGCGACUGUUCCUGCAGUUACUCGUUCUGACCAAACUUGGGAUUUUAGUUGUAAUUUGGAUGUGAAUUUUGAAUCGGAAGAACAUGCUUUGAUUGCUUACACAUCAUUGGCUGUUGAUAAAGAGUUGCAGCCUGAUAAGGUGAGAAGAGUUAUGUCAGUAUCAAACAACAAGCUUUCUGUGCACUUUGAAGCAAUAGAGGCAAGGCUUCUUCGCGCUUCGUUCUCUGCGUUUGUAGACGUUCUUACGCUAGCCACAAGAACAAUUCAAGAAUUUGGGCAAAAGUUACCUCCGCUCGAGACUCUCCUAGACACAGAAGAUCUGAAACCAAAUGCGGGGUUGCAUUUUCAGUUUCAGUACAAUAGCUUUGAGGAUUUCUUUGAAAACAUCGAAGUGGAUAACACAAUUCCAUCUGAUAUUCACUUGUUGACUCAAGAACCCUACUUCUCAAGUGGCUCCUCUUCACCACUGGCUAUCCAAAACGACUGCCUCAGUUCCGACGAGAGAGUUGAAAAGAGAACAGUGAAGAAGAAGAGGAACACUAAGAAAAAAAGGCAAGACAAAUUGGAGAUGUCUGAGAUCAAACAAUUUUUCGAUAGGCCGAUCAUGAAAGCGGCUAAAGAACUGAACGUGGGACUCACCGUGUUGAAGAAGCGCUGCAGGGAAUUAGGGAUUUACCGGUGGCCUCACCGGAAGCUCAAGAGUCUGAACUCUCUCAUCAAGAAUCUCAAGAGUGUUGGAAUGGAAGAAGAAGUGAAGAAUUUGGAGGAACAUAGGGUUCUUAUAGAGCAAGAACCAGAUGCUGAGCUUAGUGAUGGAACAAAGAAGCUAAGGCAAGCUUGUUUCAAAGCCAAUUAUAAGAGAAGAAAGUCACUUGGUGAUGACUAUUAUUGAUUUUCUUAGUAUUUCUACAAAUCUAUUUUGUUUUCUCUUAGAAUAAUGUUUUUUUUUUUUAAUCUCAUUGACCCAAUUGGUCAAUCUAGAUUAUCUAGGGAAUGUUUUUUUAGGUUUUCCUCAUUGAAUUUGUUUAUCAAUUAUUUUUGAUGAAUGAAAUUAGUAUGAUGAGUUGAAUAAAAUUCUACAUAUUUU
Messenger RNA from Arabidopsis arenosa, 1172 nucleotides. NCBI's taxonomy places the organism in Eukaryota, Viridiplantae, Streptophyta, Magnoliopsida, Brassicales, Brassicaceae. The record is from the annotation of a GenBank genome assembly.